This is a messenger RNA of Catharus ustulatus (Swainson's thrush), 1500 nucleotides long. Its product is annotated as complexin-3-like. Gene Ontology annotation, biological process: regulation of neurotransmitter secretion; neurotransmitter transport; synaptic vesicle exocytosis. The record is from RefSeq and is a predicted model, not a curated record. Lineage: Eukaryota; Metazoa; Chordata; Aves; Passeriformes; Turdidae. Bases 712 to 1173 code for a protein of 153 amino acids. Gene Ontology annotation, cellular component: terminal bouton; SNARE complex. The transcript is spliced from 3 exons. Gene Ontology annotation, molecular function: syntaxin binding.
UGGCCGUCAGAGCCCCCCAUGGCAUCCAGCCUCUCUCUAAUCGGGACUCUGUGCAGCAGGGGAUUAUGCUUUAAUCAGAGGCUGUAUGGGAAUUGCUUUCAUAUAGAUUAUGGGCACGGGGCACAUCCCCAGCAGUGGGGAAGCCCCAGCCCUUCAGACUCCCAAGCAAUCUCGAGUCUUGGUGGAGCAGGGAUUAGCGGGGGCAUGAGGCCGCUGCAUGGGUGGGUGUGCCACUGCCUCAUCUGCUGCCAGUCCUUUGACCUUCAAUUGGUUUUUUUGGGCUAAUCCUCUUGUGUCUCCCAUGUGCUGACUUCCUGCACCCCCAAUUGCCCUGCAUGUAUUGUUCUGGGUGCCCACAGCCUGGGGCUCUCACCAGGGCUUGUGCCAGCCCCAUGGGUGCUUCCCCAAUUUGGGACCCAUGUAAUUGGGGAUAUUUCAGCCUGACUCAGUGUAAGCUGUAGUUUGAUGACUUCUUCCACCUCCCCACCACUCUGAUGUGGCAGCAUCUGCUGUCCCCCUGCACUUCCACUGUCCCCUGCAAGCACCCUUGGGUGCAGCGAAGGGAAGGUCCUUCCACCCUGGCUGUAGCUUCCCCUCCUAAUGCCUUAAUCCUCCCCUGAUCCGCGGCGCCCCUGGGGCUGGUUCCACUGACCUUGCAGGCACUGGGACCUGGUGGGCACCCUGGGGCAAGAGCUGCUGCUACCACCCACCAUGGCCUCCUUCUUCACUGCUGCCCUGAAGAGCUUCCGGGGGGACAAGGACGAGUCACCCAAGGGGGACCCCAAGGAUGACAAGGCAGCGGCACUGCCCAACGGCAUGGCCCGCGAGGAAUUUGAGGAGUACCAGCGGCAGCUGCUGGAGGGGAAGAUCGAGCGGGACAAGAUGUUUGCACAGAGGAAGGCAGAACGAGCCACGGUGCGGAUGCACCUGCGGGACAAGUACCACCUGGCCCAGGACGAGCGGGACGACGCCCAGGUGCACGUGGCCGGAGGUGCGGUGGAGCUGCCGCAGGACCUGGCAGCCAUGGUGCACAGCGAGAAGGAGGAGGAGGAGGAUGGCAGCGCCGGGGCCUUCGCCUUCCUGGAGAAGCUGCGGGAGGUGGAGUUGCCGGCGCUGCGGGACCGCGCGCUGAGUGGCGUGGACCAGGUGAAGGAGAAGUGCGCCCUGAUGUAGCGCCACUGGCAGGUGACACCGGCAGGCUCUGGGUGCCUUUACUUGGCGUGCGAGUCCGAAUACACAUGUUAGGCGUGGGUUUUCUUCCCCAAAACCAUUCCCAGCUGCUUUCCCAGGGUGUGCAGGGGUGCAGAAUGCCUGGGUCCCCUCCAGCCGUUAUGGUCAGGUCCCUCUCGUGGUGCUCCUGGUGUGAGCCCCCAUAUGGGGCAGGUCCCUGACACUGUUACCCCCCUUAACAGCCUUGGCACCGUACACCAUUUGGCUCAAUAAAUACAGCACUUGCUGGCACCAUUCUGCUCGUCCUGCCGUAUCCCGCAACUACACAGU